CUUUCUACGAAAUUGUGUAUUCGUCCAUUAUAUUGUUGUAAAUCUAUUUGAAAGCCAAGUAUUGUUAUUAGUUGUUUAUAGGUACACUAUGGCUAUUCUACCCUCCAAUUCUACCUCAUCUCCGCUAUCAUCAAGAAGAUUGUCUACUUCGUUCAUGAAUGCGUUAAACCAUGGCAUUCGAUCGUCAUCAUCUGAUUCUACUGCAGUCAACUCUCCAGCAAAUUCACCGCCUUCUCGUCGCUCUACUCGUCUUUUACAAAACUCCUCACUUGCCGGUCUUACUUCGCUUAAGCGAUCAUUUUCUUUAAAGACAGGCCAUGAGCCAUCCAGGAGUCAAAGUACAGACACUAUAGAUGGCAGCAAUAACAUCGGCUCUAAAAGCUUCAAUUUUAAUCAUUCAACUCGGCUUGUACUGCGGUCUAAUAAACGCGUAGGCGCAGUGACAGAUGCGCUGAAACACACCUCGUUUCUUGCCAGUCUUCCCAACGAGCUGCUUCUAGUUGCAUUUGAAUUUUGUUCCACCGCAUCACUGUUAAAUGCAAGACUUUCCACAAGCAGGUUUUGCGCACUAGCCAACGUUGUCCUGUCGCAUAGAUUCAAGAACCCUGUAAUGUUGCUUGCACUCACAAGUGAUACUUUGGCUUCUACACAUCGCUCAUUACUGGCGAUAAAACGCCCUCAAAUUAUACACUAUAACCAAUUUCUUGCUUCCUCAUCUACAACAGAAAUCACUGAAGUGGCUUGGUAUGCGUCGCCACCAGCAGAACUUCAAACGGUUUGCGAGUGUCUAUGUAUUUUGCGCGGAGUAGUUCCUCCUCCAGCAGAUAAUGAAAUAGCAUUUGGACCUGGCCGGGUUCGUGCACCUUGGUCUGUCCUUCGUCGCAUCAUGUCGCGCUACGAUUUCAAGACAUGGCUUGUGAAUCUCAAAGACAAUUACACUUCAAUUUCAAUUACGGAUAUUCGUCGUGUUGAAGACAUUAUUCGCAUGGAUGCACUCAUUACCUAUGAGCGAUUGCGAGAAGUUUCUAUGGCUGGAUACAGAUUGCUUAUUAUUGUUGCUGCUGUAUUGCAGUCUGGGAUUAUCAAUGGAGAAAUUGAAGCAAGUCAAAAAGAGCUACAGAUUUUUGAGCGCAAAUACGAACUUACUCGCAAGUUUUUGGCUGCUGUGAAUGGUAAACAUCUGCUUCCCACAUUACCGUCAGGAAACUAUACUAGCAAAAAAAUACAACUGGCUUGAUCUAUUUUUAAAAACAUUAUUGGUAAUUUCAUUAAAGCGGUUUAUUCAAACCUGACAUUUGAAUGUUAGUUCAAGCAUAUCUAUUGCAACAAUAAAAACAGCUGUUUCGUUUGAUGU
Batrachochytrium dendrobatidis JAM81 is the source of this 1354-nucleotide messenger RNA. RefSeq lists its product as uncharacterized. Lineage: Eukaryota; Fungi; Chytridiomycota; Chytridiomycetes; Rhizophydiales. Gene Ontology annotation, molecular function: protein binding. The record is from RefSeq and is a predicted model, not a curated record. The transcript has a single exon. The coding region runs from base 89 to 1237 and encodes 382 amino acids.